AUGCAGUCACGAGAGUGGAGAAAAGUAGCACGUGCGACGGCGUCCACCUGGGCACCUCAAGACCGCGAGAAGCUUCCAGGAUUACCAGGUUGCAGCCGGCAUGCCAGGCAAGACAAGGAGACCGAGCUUGCCUUGCAAUCCAAUACAGCUGCGCCUUUGCUGCCCAGCCCAGCUUGGCCAAACAUGCACCACUUUGCCACGCCGCUGCGGCCGGCCCAGCAAACAAAGUCCAAGCGGAAACGCGACGAUGACGGAGCAGACCCUCAAGAAGAUUUGGUACAUGACGCGAACGACAACCCGCAACCAGAAGUCCAGCCGGCUCCCCUAUACGACCGCUGGGAUAGAGAACAGCGCCGUGUUGCGGGCCUCUCAUCUGAUGAUGCGUUUCAAAUCCCUGCGCCGCCGUUUCCGCAUGCUCCGCCUAGAGAGCCACGUUCAAAAUUCACUCCAGCCCGCAUCCAACAGGAGCUUGCCGGCCUCACUCUUUCCAUACAUGGCGAGGUUGCCUCGUCCCAAGACCAACCCCUUGGCUCAAAGCGUGUCACUCCUGCGUUGAGAACGACUCAUCUCAACAUCUUGUCGACUGUCAUGCACCGCUGUUUACUUGAGGGAGAUUACCAGCGCGCAGCAAGAGCAUGGGGCAUGAUGUUAAGAACGCAAGCCCAUGGCAUUCCUAUUGAGCCGAGAUACAAUGGCCUGUGGGGACUAGGUGCUGAAUUGCUACUGCGUCGAAGAUACCAGAGUACCUUGUCUGGGAUAGACGAGCAAGACAGCCCGGCCAGCGACGAGCAUCUAUGUUCGGAAGAAGGCUUUCAACUUGCGAAAGACUACUACGAGCGCUUGAUCCUUCAGUAUCCUGUCCGCAGCUUCCAACCCCAUGCAAUCGACGCCACCACCUUCUACCCGCCUUUAUUCUCGGUUUGGCUCAUGCAAGUGCUCGAGAGGAGUAGACGUUCACGCCGACAGCUCAAACGUGAGGCUCAAAUGACAAACGUCCCCGUGUCCAUUCAUUUAGAUGGUGGCAUGACCUUGGGAGAGAAGCGUACCCGGGAAGCUGAGAUCCAACACGAAGAGCUAGCUGGUGCGCGGGAGAUAUGCCGCAGAUUGACAGAACUCGUGGAAUCGCCACCUUAUGAUAAGAACGCACAAUUACUUAUCCUUCGAGGGCACGCUGGUCUUUGGAUGAGUGACCUUUUACUGGGCAAGACAGUAACGCUAGAACCAGACGAUGAACUGGAUUACGAUUCAGAUUCGGACAGUAAUAAAGUGGAGGACGAGGCCGAGACCGAUAUUGCCGAGAAGACUAGGAAGCGCUCCGAAGGUCUUGAAGCAAUGGAGCAGGCCAAGAGCUACUUUGAGCAGGCUAUUAAACUUUGCAAGGAAGUUUCAGCUGGAACGACAUCUAGUUUCGAAAUGGAGGUUCGAGACAUCACCAAGCGGAUAGAGGAGCUGAAGACUCCGCAGCGUUAG
Messenger RNA from Didymosphaeria variabile, 1470 nucleotides. RefSeq lists its product as uncharacterized. The transcript is spliced from 2 exons. Gene Ontology annotation, molecular function: TBP-class protein binding; RNA polymerase I general transcription initiation factor activity; RNA polymerase I core promoter sequence-specific DNA binding. NCBI's taxonomy places the organism in Eukaryota, Fungi, Ascomycota, Dothideomycetes, Pleosporales, Didymosphaeriaceae. The record is from RefSeq and is a predicted model, not a curated record. Gene Ontology annotation, biological process: nucleolar large rRNA transcription by RNA polymerase I; transcription initiation at RNA polymerase I promoter. Bases 1 to 1470 code for a protein of 489 amino acids. Gene Ontology annotation, cellular component: RNA polymerase I core factor complex.